This is a messenger RNA of Arachis ipaensis, 2482 nucleotides long. The record is from RefSeq and is a predicted model, not a curated record. NCBI's taxonomy places the organism in Eukaryota, Viridiplantae, Streptophyta, Magnoliopsida, Fabales, Fabaceae.
UAGGUGCGAGAGUGCGAGCAAUACAAAGAGGGGGAGUGUACCUGCAAAGGCACUCCAAUGCUUAAGUCAGUUAUGGUGUCAAGUUCAGAAUUGUCCCUUAAAAAAGAUACUUUACCUUUCUUUUAUAGAUAUAUAUAUUCGUCCGUUACAUUCUAGGUGAUAAAAUUGGUUUCGUAACCGAUUUUAUCUUACCGUUUGGGACGUCGGUUAUGAUAAUAAUAACGCCACCGAGUUAUAGCUCAUAAGGGCCGAGCAAUAACGGCAAAUGGCGAGUUAUGGCGACGGUCAGUAACGGUUAUGAGGUCGAGUUAUAGCUCGUAUUAAUGGUGACCAUGUCACAGCCCCCAAGCUUAGCCUGAGGGAAGUUUUUUAAUGAAGCAGGUUGAGCUUUUGUGAUGAGUUAUAACUCGGUAAAAGUGGGUUACUGAGUGAGCCCCCAGUUCAACGUACUUCAUUAAAGUAACUUCCCAUCUGUGCCACGUGGGAAAUUGUGCGCGCUUUUUAUUCAGGAGAGAGAAGGAGUGGGAGCUUCAUUAAUAUUUUGAUGGUUUCCAAUGCUCUUUUCGCCGUUUGAUGUGACUGAGGCAGGGUUGAUAUUUGGAACGUUUUUUUGUUUGCGAUUAAUUGUUUCUGCUGAUUGGAAUUUUGGGCGUUUUUGGUUUUCUGCUUCUUGUGUGGAGAAUGAGCAAGAGAGGUAUGGUUAGGUUUGUGUUCUUCUAAUUCGUUUCUUCUCUCAUCCCUUUGUAUUUCUUGGUUGCAUGUUUGUUUACUGUUUCUGAUGGGGUUUGAGAAGGAGAAGAAAGGUGAAAUAGACUGGUCUUAUGAUUGGGUUGGGGAUGACGUGAGGUCUCGGGUGUCACUGUUCUGUGAUGAAGCUGCUGUUAAGGAGGUGGAUGCUAGUAGGGUGGUGAGGCAGAAUUCUGGGGUUGGGGUUGAGUUACUGCCCUGUAGUGUUAAUGAUAGGGUUUAUCACCGGGGCAGAGGGUUUGAAUUUUUCUAUAUGCACAGCUGCGUUCUUGAGGAGUUGAGAGUUAGGUUAACUUUCACUGAUUUCGAAUGUCAGGUCUUGAGGCAGUUAAACUACGCUCCGUCGCAGCUUCAUCCAAAUGGGUGGGCGUUUCUUCGUUCCUUUGAAAUUUUAAUGGAGUUUCUGGAAGUGGUGCCAUUUGUUGACCUUUUCUUUUCUUUAUUUCAAGCCAAAGGGGUGUGGAAAGGUGGUUGGAUAAACUUCAAUAGCACCCCUGGUUUUGGCAUUUUCAAAUUGUACAAAUCUUCUUUUAAAGAUUUCAAAUAGAUGUAUUUAAAGGUUAGGGCUUUGGAAAAAGAUUUUCCGUUUUCUGUAGAUGAAAAUCUGGCUGAGAAAUUCCCGUUGUAUUGGUGUUCGGAACCUCAAAAUAUACUCGGUUCUGAGGUUAUCUCCCCGAGGAAUGUUUGUGUGAUUGAGUUUCUUGUUGAAAAUAUCGGUCGGGGAGACCUAAUUUCAAUGUAUGAGCUUCUGAAUUGGGAGGAGGAUAAAGAUACUGUGGUAGCCUAUUUGGGUGAGUUAUAGGGUUGCUUCUAAGGUCUUUAUUGCUUCUUGUCAUAUUUCUGAUGUUGUUUUGUUUUCGCAGGUGGUAAAUACCCUGGUGUUUCAGCUGCGUCUCUGAGGACGCGCUUCAAGAAUAAGAAUCUGGAGAAGGAGGUAUCGUCGUCUAAUGCUGAGAAAGUUGCUGGUGCCGGCGAGGUUACGCAGCCUCGUCAAGGUCGGAGGAAAGUGAUUGCGAAGAAAAGAAAGAAGUCUGACCUUGUUGAUUUGUCUGAUGAUUCUGAUGAUAAGGAAGUAGGGGUUCCUCUGGAAGAGAUACAGGCUUUUAUGGGUAAUCAAAAAAGGCUUCAUGAAAUUUCUGAACAAAGUGAGGCAUUUUCGGUGUGGGAAAAGGAGUAUCCUUAUAUGGCUGUGGUGGACGAGUAUUGUCAGUCGUCGGCUGAUGUUACUCUUGCAAAGGAAGUCGGGGACAUGGCUAUUGGGCAGUAUAUGCAGGUUGUUGGUCUGCGCCUUGCAAGUCUUGGGCGUAGCCAAGAGUUGAAAAAUAAGAGGGUUGUUGCAGAGAAAGGAGAGGUUUCUGUUUUGAAGGAGGAGUUGGUGAAGAGUAAGAGUGUUGCUGCUGAGCUUCAAGCGCGUUUGACUGAGACCAAGAAGUUGUUGAAGGAAACUAAAGAAAGUUACUCUAAAGAUGUGGAAAAUUUGAAGAAAAAGGAAAGUGAUCUGGUGAACAUGCAAACUCGUCUGAUUGAGCUUACUACUCAAUUUAAGGAGAUGGAGAAGAAAAAGGCGGAUGAGAUAUUAGAUUCAUUUGUUGAAGGGUUUGAAAGGGCAAGGUUGCAGGUUAAGUUUUUGGUUCCGGAUGCCGAUCUCUCUGGCAUGGAUCCUAGAAAGAUAGUUCGAGAUGGUCAACUAAUCGAAGAUGAUGGCGAUGCAGAAGAUGAAGCCGAUAAUGUUUAA